AUGGACGCGACUCAAUUCCGAGCGGCGGGUAUACAACUCAUCCAUUAUAUCGCAGAUUAUUUUGAGAAUAUUCGUGAGAGACCUGUAUUUCCGUCAGUAAAACCCGGAUAUAUCAAGCAAUACAUACCCGAAACAGCCCCUGAAAGUGGGGAGCCGUGGAGUGCUAUAUUCGCUGAUAUCGACAGAGUUAUAAUGCCAGGAAUCACACACUGGCAGUCACCCCACUUUCACGCAUACUUUCCGAUUCUCACAUCGUUUCCAUCAAUCUGUGCGGAUAUUGUGUCCAGUGCUUUGAGUGUAAUCGCAAUUUCAUGGGUUAGCGCAAACACACCGACUUUGUUACCAAUUUAA
This is a messenger RNA of Medioppia subpectinata, 351 nucleotides long. The record is from the annotation of a GenBank genome assembly. NCBI's taxonomy places the organism in Eukaryota, Metazoa, Arthropoda, Arachnida, Sarcoptiformes, Oppiidae.